Messenger RNA from Erinaceus europaeus (western European hedgehog), 2739 nucleotides. RefSeq lists its product as uncharacterized. Bases 47 to 997 code for a protein of 316 amino acids. The record is from RefSeq and is a predicted model, not a curated record. Lineage: Eukaryota; Metazoa; Chordata; Mammalia; Eulipotyphla; Erinaceidae. The transcript is spliced from 2 exons.
GCCUGGUGCUGAGAGAGGAGAGACCCCACAGUCCUGCCCACCCUCCAUGGGCUCCCUGGGUGCUGUGCAGGGUGCUGAGAGAGGAGACACCCCACAGCCCUGCCCACCCUCCAUGGGCUCCCUGGGUGCUGUGCAGGGUGCUGAGAGAGGAGAGACCCCACAGCCCUGCCCACCCUCCAUGGGCUCCCUGGGUGCUGUGCAGGGUGCUGAGAGAGGAGACACCCCACAGCCCUGCCCACCCUCCAUGGGCUUCCUGGGUGCUGUGCAGGGUGCUGAGAGAGGAGACACCCCACAGCCCUGCCCACCCUCCAUGGGCUCCCUGGGUGCUGUGCAGGGUGCUGAGAGAGGAGACACCCCACAGCCCUGCCCACCCUCCAUGGGCUCCCUGGGUGCUGUGCCUGGUGCUGAGAGAGGAGAGACCCACAGCCCUGCCCACCCUCCAUGGGCUCCCUGGGUGCUGUGCAGGGUGCUGAGAGAGGAGACACCCCACAGCCCUGCCCACCCUCCAUGGGCUCCCUGGGUGCUGUGCCUGGUGCUGAGGAGAGACCCACAGCCCUGCCCACCCUCCAUGGGCUCCCUGGGUGCUGUGCAGGGUGCUGAGAGAGGAGAGACCCCACAGCCCUGCCCACCCUCCAUGGGCUCCCUGGGUGCUGUGCAGGGUGCUGAGAGAGGAGACACCCCACAGCCCUGCCCACCCUCCAUGGGCUCCCUGGGUGCUGUGCCUGGUGCUGAGAGAGGAGAGACCCCACAGUCCUGCCCACCCUCCAUGGGCUCCCUGGGUGCUGUGCAGGGUGCUGAGAGAGGAGAGACCCCACAGCCCUGCCCACCCUCCAUGGGCUCCCUGGGUGCUGUGCCUGGUGCUGAGAGAGGAGAGACCCCACAGCCCUGCCCACCCUCCAUGGGCUCCCUGGGUGCUGUGCAGGGUGCUGAGAGAGGAGAGACCCCACAGCCCUGCCCACCCUCCAUGGGGCUCCCUGGGUGCUGUGCCUGGUGCUGAGAGAGGAGAGACCCCACAGCCCUGCCCACCCUCCAUGGGCUCCCUGGGUGCUGUGCAGGGUGCUAAGAGAGGAGAGACCCCACAGCCCUGCUCACCCUCCAUGGUGUCCCCUGGGUGCUGUGCCUGGUGCUGAGAGAGGAGAGACCCCACAGCCCUGCCCACCCUCCAUGGUGUCCCCUGGGUGCUGUAAGACGUGUUGGUGGCCUUCUGGCCAGUGGGUCUUCUGCGUCCUGCAGGGAACCCAUCUUUUAAGCCGCCUCUCAACAGUGACUAGUCCCCCCAGAAGCUGGUCAGGCAGGGCCCCGGCUUCUCUGACCGUGCUCGUGAUGCAGGCAGUGUCGCCACUCCUGUCCCCAUGGGGACCCAGCUGUUUCUGUCUGACCUUGACGGGUACAGGCUUGCAGGUGGGUCCUGUGCAGGACAGUGAGGGACGGGUGUCUUCUCUGUCCUUGUGAGCGUGGGCCUGGGCUUGGGGAGAGAUGUCCCCGGAGGAGAGACAGCCUCGCUCCCAGACGCAGACAUGGCGGCCGCCCAGCCACGCUCCCCCGUCCCUCCAGCAAGAGGAGCCGAGCAUGGCUGUGCCCCCACCCUGGCGGGCGCCCCUACCCCUGUCCCCAUGGGGGAGGAGCCCGUGGCGUCUGGGGCCGCGUGUCUCUGCCGCGGGCCAGCGCGUCUGUGUGUGUUCUGCCGCCGUCCCGAGGGGCCUCUGCCCUCGCCACGAGCCUCAGGGAAGUGUGUCGGCCCCUGUCCGGGCGUCCUGGUCUGCGUGUCUCCUCUGUCCCUGUGUGGCCGUCACCGUGGUUAGAGUGGGCUCCCGAGGGCACUGCUGUGUGGCUGAGCAGUCGUGGUCUGUGGUCAGUUCUCUUCUUGCCAAGUCUCCCCCGUCACUGUGCUGGCGGCGCUUGGCCUCUGCGCUGCCUGGAGGGGCCGGGGGGGGGCAGUGUCCAGGGGGGACAUUCCUCCUGACACACGGCUGCAGGUGGCACUGGGACUGGGACUCCAUGAUGCUCCAUGCACACCAGCCUUGUGGAAUCCUGCUGGGAGCUUUCCCGGAAGCCUCGGCCUGGGAACGAACAGGAAGAGCCUCUGGGGCCCUUGGCGGCUCCGUCCCCUUGCAGAUUUUUAAGAAAAGCCGUGUGUCUGCGUGCGCCCUGCCUAGGGGCCUGCGCCGUCCCCGUCCCCGCCUCGUGUAGACAGGAGUCACGACUAUGAGCAGGGGGGCCACGGAGCUGACCUGCUGUUUGUCACUUCUGGUCUGCCCGUGGCCAGGGCAGUGAGGGCUGUGUCUGCACCCAGAGAUGCUCUAGAGGGCACCUGCCAUGCAGAUGCAGCGGCUAGCCCCCUACCCCCCCCCGCCCACCCCCAGACCAAAGUCUCCCCAAGGUCACAGAGAGGCGUGAAGGCAGCAUCCAGGAGCCUGCACACGGGCCGGGAAGUGGGCAGCAGGAUUCCACAAGCCAGUCGUUGGUCUGUCUUCUCAUCACGAGUGAGCCACUGGGCCUCGGGGACAGGACGUGUUGGCGACCUGGCCUGUGCGUCCUUCCCCGAGCGGCAUCCAGGGUGUUAACCCAUUGGGCAGCAUCCGCCAUCCAGCCUGGGGGCCGGCAGUCACUCAUGGCGCACCUCUGACGGCAUGGCCUGUGUGUGCGUGAAGCAGCUGCAAGCCCGUGGCUACUCUCACGUCUCUCUCUCUCUCCCCCCACAUGCUCACCUGGGCAGACGAUGAGCCAGCUGGGCCCAUG